GUAUUUCCAGUAGUAUUUCAUGUAUUCACUGUGACGCUCCACCACCUCGAUAGAUGGCAGUAAGACCAGUAAUAAGCUGAUGUUGCUGCAAUAAGUAGCGACGAAAGACGACGAAGAACCGUAGGAAGAAGAAGACGACGGCGACCAUGUUGAUUUAGCAAGAACAAACACAAUAGAGACCAGUUGGUUAACGUGAGUUUGAGAUUUCGUUGAACUAUACACACGAAAAUUCGAUCAGCAUCGAUAAUAACAUCAAGAUAAGAGUUACAGCAGAGAUAAAAAGGUGACUGAGAUCUGAGUUGCUGGCCUGUUUAGUGGAGGAAACGCGACUCGCUCCUCACCUUGUACACACACACACACACACACACACAAACACACACACAUAUAUAUACACACAUGCUAACUGACAUACAAGCGCACACACGCACACAGGUGAAGUCUGUGGAGAACUACUAUUACAAGAAAGACUACCAAGUUUAAGUUUGGGCCGUAUUAACGCAAAGGGAACUCUUGGAGUUUUGGACUACUGUAUCCCAGGAUUGUCUCUGUUUUUGAAGCAUCAGGAAUUUUUGGUAUCAGGAAAUCCACUUGCAGCAUGUCUGCUUGAAAGGAGACGAUUCACAAAUUCACCAAUUCAUUGUCAAUACAAAAGAGGAAUAAACAAAGAAAAUCCUUUGCAGUUUUUGAAAAGUUUUGAAAAGCAGGAAAAGACUCUAUAACCAAGAGAGAGCAACAGCUGUUUUGAUGAACUAGCUUUAUUUUUUUGGAAAACAGACUGAGGAAAAAGAGAGAUUGAACUGUUUGAGACAAGAACGUGAAUAUUUUUCAGACUCUCUCUUCAGUAUUGCCUUAGCUGUUCUAUUGCAGGAUUUGUACUUUUGUGAAACUUGUCUACAUAUAAUUUUCUAUAUUGUGGUCAGGUCUUCUAUAUUUAUGCAUAUAAAUGCUCAUUUCUCUUCUUUUGGAAGAGCUGGAGUGAAACUUAUUUUUCAUGACGUCAGUUGCUCUUAUUGAAAGAGUCUACACUGUACGUCCACUUGUCUAUAUGUAAAUACUAAAGACACUUCUAAGUAAGUUCGGAUUUAAGAAAUAGAGUGCAUUAUAAAUGCUUUAUUAGCUUUUUUUGGUAUUAAUACUCCACAAAGGGCAUUGGAACCUUACAGAGAGAACAAAAAAAACUUUAAGACAAAGGAGUGAACUGAAAAAAAAAAAAAAAAAGAAGGAUUACAAAAGAAAUGGCAACAGCAAGAACAGAAAGCAUGGGCCCUGUGGUGAUGGGUCUGAACAAGCAGAACGGGCAGCUACGAGGACAGACCAAACCUGUCUCCCAGUCAGGACCCCAUGCUGUGAGCACGCCGCCUGGAAAGAUGCCAGCGGGAGGAGGUGCCCAGAAACCAGGGGGUGGCACCCAGGAAGGCGGCAUUAGGUUUGGUGAUGACUGGAAGAAGAGCUUACUGCUCCCCCCCAAAGACACUCGGGUCAGAACAUCUGAUGUGACUUCGACCAAGGGGAAUGAGUUUGAAGACUACUGCCUGAAGCGGGAGCUUCUGAUGGGGAUAUUUGAAAUGGGCUGGGAGAAGCCCUCCCCCAUUCAGGAGGAGAGCAUCCCUAUCGCCCUCUCUGGCCGUGACAUUCUUGCGAGGGCCAAAAACGGGACUGGAAAAAGUGGGGCCUAUCUCAUUCCCCUGCUGGAGAGGAUAGACCUGAAGAAAGACCACAUCCAGGCCGUUGUGAUGGUUCCCACUCGAGAGCUGGCCCUUCAGGUCAGCCAGAUCUCCAUACAGAUCAGCAAGCACCUGGGCGGAGUCAAAGUCAUGGCAACCACCGGCGGAACCAACCUGCGCGAUGACAUCAUGCGCCUGGAUGAGAUUGUUCAUGUCGUCAUCGCAACACCAGGGAGAAUUCUGGACUUGAUUAAAAAGGGUGUGGCCAAAGUGGAUAGAGUUCAGAUGAUGGUCAUGGAUGAAGCAGAUAAACUGCUCUCUCAGGACUUUGUGGUGCUCAUAGAGGAUAUCAUCAGCUUCCUGGACAAGAAACGGCAGAUUCUGCUGUAUUCCGCAACCUUCCCCAUCAGUGUACAGAAGUUCAUGAGCAAGCACCUGCAAAAACCUUAUGAAAUCAACCUGAUGGAAGAGCUCACUCUAAAGGGUAUCACCCAGUUUUAUGCCUAUGUCACGGAGAGGCAGAAAGUCCACUGUCUCAACACUCUCUUCUCCAGGCUGCAGAUCAAUCAGUCCAUCAUCUUCUGCAACUCUACCCAGAGGGUCGAGCUGCUUGCCAAAAAGAUCACCCAGCUGGGCUACUCCUGCUUCUACAUCCAUGCCAAGAUGAUGCAGGAGUACAGAAACCGUGUGUUCCAUGACUUUAGGAAUGGGCUCUGUAGGAACCUGGUGUGCACUGACCUGUUCACCAGAGGAAUUGACAUUCAGGCAGUGAACGUGGUCAUCAACUUCGACUUCCCGAAGAAUGCAGAAACAUACCUGCACCGCAUUGGUCGAUCAGGCCGCUUUGGGCACCUGGGUCUGGCCAUCAACCUGAUCACGUCUGAGGACCGCUUCAACCUGAAGGGCAUCGAGGAGCAGUUGGUGACCGACAUCAAGCCCAUCCCCGGCACCAUUGACAAGAGUCUGUACGUGGCGGAGUACCACUCUGUCUCACCAGGCGGCGAGGAGGAGGAGGAGUCGAGACGUCCUGUGGCCACGCCCAGCCAGCCCUAAAGCAAAGCAAUGAUUGGCAGGACCACAGGCUUUGGGCUCACUGGCUUUUGCACAGACGUUUGCUUUUGCACAAAGUUCUUCACACUCCUCUAUUAACUCCUUUUUUCCCCUUUUCUUUAUUUCUUUCUUUUUUCCCCCCCUUGGCUUGUUCCCUUCAUUCUUUCGUACCCUCAAUUUUUCCAUUGCCGUGCCAGAUUACGUGAAACAUUUCAUUCUUGUGCACAAAACUGAGUCAUGCAACUCUGGCCCUUUAUUUUUUUUCCUUUCCUUUUCUAACCUUAAACAUUCCAGAGUCCUUGAGUGACUUGCAAUAAAUAAACAGGACUGAGGGCCUGCAGGAUGAGGUAGAUCACAAGCGUGAGAACGUCAUUGACGUGACCAGAGCUGGCUGUUGCUCUUUCUUAUAUAGCAUUUGGUUUGGAAAAGAGAAGAAGAAAA
Alosa sapidissima (American shad) is the source of this 3155-nucleotide messenger RNA. Its product is annotated as probable ATP-dependent RNA helicase ddx6. The coding region runs from base 1236 to 2717 and encodes 493 amino acids. The record is from RefSeq and is a predicted model, not a curated record. The transcript has 14 exons. NCBI's taxonomy places the organism in Eukaryota, Metazoa, Chordata, Actinopteri, Clupeiformes, Clupeidae. Gene Ontology annotation, biological process: cytoplasmic stress granule assembly; P-body assembly. Gene Ontology annotation, molecular function: RNA helicase activity; mRNA binding; ATP binding. Gene Ontology annotation, cellular component: cytoplasmic stress granule; P-body.